GGGAUGAGCUAGCUAUAGAUAUUACAACGUGUUUUAGUACAUAAAUAUUGUCUGUAUGUACCAUUUAACGCUCCGGUCCAUAAGAUUGCCAUAAGCUUUGCUUCAACAUCCCACCAAUUUACCAUCAUUUAUCUUCAGCUCCAUAAUCCGAAUCAAUAAAAUGUGUAAACACGAGCUUUCGACCACCAGCCCGGCCCAGGGACCGAUCAAAGUGUACGCGACACCAGACGGUACCAUCGAGAAUUGGACAAACCCGAGGCGCAUCCACCUCCACAAGACAACUCCAUACGGAACGGUUCAGUGCUGUGACUCCGUCACUGCCGGCGGAAUUGUGGAGGAUUCGAAUGAAAACCUCUACUUCCUGACUUCUGAUCAAUUCAUUCCCGAGGAUGCGGAUCAGCGCGAUCUACAUACAAACACCAACGACGCAACCUGCGCUCCUAUCGGACAUGUCAAGCACACGAGUCGAAACCUUCGCUACACUUUAAUUAUUGUCAACGACUGCGUGGCAGAUGAAGUGACCACCAAGAAAGCAUUAGGCUCUUGCGGUAUAUCAGUCUCGGGACAAAUGUCCUUCAAAGCUGCGCUACACCCCCUUCUCAUCAAAAAGCGACAGAGGGAGUCUGACAUGCUUGUCCUAGCUCGUACCCGCCAUAAUGAGGUUAUUAAGGGAAAUAUUACAUUCUUCCCUCCUGGAAAUAUUGCGCCGUGGAAACAAGGAGCGGCUAAGCUCAUGACAGCACGAUUCGACCCGUCCUACCUCCUCGGAAAGCUGGAGGUAGGCGCAUGGGUGUACGCUAUACGACCGGAGGCUCUCAAGACGAAGAACUGGAUCACCUGUGCGCUCAACGACGAGUAUUUCGGGCCGUUUGAGGAAGAGAAGAUCUUUCAAUAUUUCCCAUUCGAUCAUCCCCGCCACAAUUCACCCGAUACUCUUAUCCUGGUUGGACACGUUGUAGAGGUUCGUAGUCGUGGUGCGGAUAACAGCGAACCAGUCGAGGUAGGAAUCCAGGGCGCAUACGAGGUGUUGACGGAAAUUUUUGUUCAUCGAGGAACUUUGAACAACCCGAGUGGCGUGCCGACAGAACGGCCGGCCUUGGGUCCUAUGCCUUCCAGUAGUAGAAUCGAGGGGGAAACAGAAGCUUGAUUAUUUCGUGCGGUUGUGUCUAUUCGACAUAGAAGCAUUGG
This is a messenger RNA of Hypoxylon trugodes, 1188 nucleotides long. RefSeq lists its product as uncharacterized. The record is from RefSeq and is a predicted model, not a curated record. NCBI's taxonomy places the organism in Eukaryota, Fungi, Ascomycota, Sordariomycetes, Xylariales, Hypoxylaceae. Bases 161 to 1147 code for a protein of 328 amino acids. The transcript has a single exon.